CAUCAACAUUUUUAAUUUUUUAUCACUAAAAAUUUGGAAUUUUUUGCAAAUUUUGCGUUGAAUUUACCCCAAAAUUAAAGCAAAAUAUAAAUGAAAGUUCUCUUUGAUUGAUUGUUUGAGGUGAAGUUGCAUUGCUGCUUGUCGUACUAAGUACUCGAGUGCUUCUUUCACCAAGUAUUGAACUUCGUUCUUCGUUCUUAUCAUUGAAGUGUUGAUCUGAUCCUACUACAGAUUCUACAAUAAUUUGAAAAAAAUUGAUUUUAUUCAAGAUUUAAGAACGGUUUACUUUAAAUUUUGAGGUAUUGAACUUCGCUCGACUUGAGAAAAACAUGUCCCCACUCCAGAAUAUAUGAAACUUCGUAUUCCUUCGUUAUUUCGAGCUUUCGGGACUUUUUCAAAAACUAGUUCGCCUAGUUCGUGUUUUCAACUCAGAUAUUACCAAAUUCGAGGAAAAACCAUGUCUUGCAACGGUGAUCCAUCUCCACCCAAACGUAUGAAAGGAGUUUAUUCAAUGGGUCCCAAAACCUUGGACGUUCCUAUGGAAUUAUUCCAGCUGAAUCGUAAACGAUUAUGUGACAGUUUAACGAGCGAAGGUAUCGACGAAAACGUCCUGGUGUUUCUUCAAGGAGGAGAUAGCCAACCAUUCUACGACACAGACAUCGAGUACAAUGUAUUCCGUCAAGAACCUUUUUUCUUCUGGACAUUCGGCGUUACAGAUCCGGGAUGUUACGGAGCCAUCCACUUGCCCACCAGAUCAGCGUAUUUAUUUGUUCCUCGAGAAUCCGAAGAGGCUAUCUUAUGGCUGGGAAAAUUACCCACCCUUCAGGGCUACAAAGAGAAAUACGAAGUAGAAAACGUUCAUUUUAUCGACGAAAUGGUUUCUGUGAUGAAACCUUUGUCAACUACAUUGCUGACGUUAAACGGAGUAAAUUCUGAUAGCGGUUUACGUAGUAAAGAAGUAUGUUUCGAUGGUAUCGAGCAGUUCAAAGUGAACAAAGAUACGCUUUACGAGCACAUAACCGAAUGUCGUGUAAUCAAGACCGAACUGGAAAAAGAAGUAAUGCGUUACGUCGCUCGUAUUUCUUCCGAAGCUCACAAAACGCUGAUGAGGAAAGCGAAACCUGGUAUAAUGGAAUACCAAUGCGAAUCGAUAUUCACCCAUUACACUUAUCACGUCGGUGGAUGCAGACAUGUCGCAUACACGUGUAUUUGCGCUUCGGGCGAUAACGGUUCCGUUUUACAUUACGGGCACGCUAGUAAACCGAAUGAUAAAAUCAUCAACGAUGGCGAAAUGUGUACGUUCGAUAUGGGUUCUGUGUAUUGCGGUUACAGCGCCGAUAUCACCGUUAGUUUCCCGGUCAAUGGGAAAUUCACCGAAGACCAGAAAAGUAUUUAUAAUGCUGUCCUCGAGGCGAAUUUAGCUGUACAGAAGGCGGCGAAACCGGGUGUAUCGUGGCGUGAUAUGCAUCUGCUGUCUUAUAAAGUGAUGCUGACUAAUUUAAAGAAAAUUGGUAUUUUGAAAGGAGAUGUAGAUGAAAUGAUCGAAGCUGGUAUCGGAGCUGUUUUCCAACCUCAUGGGUUAGGUCAUUUAUUAGGACUGGAUGUGCACGAUGUCGGUGGAUACAUCAAAGGAACUCCUAAACGACCAACGGAGCCAGGAUUUCGGUGCUUGAGAACUGCGCGAAAUUUAGAAGCGGGAAUGGCGUUGACUAUAGAGCCUGGGUGUUAUUUUAUAGAGUCUGUGUUAGAUAAAGCUCUGAAAGAUCCGGUUCAAAGUCGGUAUUUUGACGCGGAGGUUUUGAAACGAUUUAGAGGAUUUGGAGGUGUGAGAAUUGAAGAUGAUGUUUUUGUUACGGAAAAUGGUAUCGAGAAUUAUACUCAGGUGCCGAGAACUGUUGAAGAAAUCGAAGACUGGAUGAGUAAAAAAGAUGAUUCGUUUGGAUUGAAUGGUGUGUAAUUGUUUCAUCUAUUAUCGGAUUUAUGAGUCGAGUUUCGUGCAAUGUGAUAUAAUAUGUUCUAUAUUGUAACCAUUUUUUUUUACCACUAAGCUAAUAAUGAAGUUUUACUAUUUUACUUAGUUCAUUUUUUAUUGUGUAAAUUAUUCAUGAAAAUACAUCAAUCUAGAAUAAUUUAUAAA
Messenger RNA from Planococcus citri (citrus mealybug), 2137 nucleotides. It is a transcript of the gene Dip-C, whose product is annotated as dipeptidase C. The record is from RefSeq and is a predicted model, not a curated record. The transcript is spliced from 2 exons. The coding region runs from base 350 to 1957 and encodes 535 amino acids. Gene Ontology annotation, molecular function: manganese ion binding; metalloaminopeptidase activity. Lineage: Eukaryota; Metazoa; Arthropoda; Insecta; Hemiptera; Pseudococcidae.